This is a messenger RNA of Aureococcus anophagefferens, 4068 nucleotides long. RefSeq lists its product as hypothetical. The coding region runs from base 1 to 3183 and encodes 1060 amino acids. The transcript is spliced from 5 exons. Lineage: Eukaryota; Pelagophyceae; Pelagomonadales; Pelagomonadaceae. The record is from RefSeq and is a predicted model, not a curated record.
AUGGACCGCUCCCUCUUCCACAGCCCGAAGACGCUGCUGGACCGGCUGCGCAACCGGAGCCCGCCGACGGUGGACGACCCCGCCCACGCCCACCACCUCGUCUACGCCUGCGGCUACAACGCCACGGGCCAGCUCGGCUGCGGCGACCGCGAGUCGCGCGUCGUGCCCUGGCGCGUGCGCACGAGCCGACUGGGCAAGGGCCGCGUCGACGGCGUCGCGUGCGGCAGCAGCUACAGCGUCGUCGUCGUCGCGGGCCAGGUCGCGUCCUGCGGCAAGAACGUCCACGGCCAGCUCGGCCACGGCGGGCGCGACGAGGAGACGGCGCCGCGGGUCGUCGAGGGCCUGCGGGGCGUGCGGGUCGUCGCCGUCGCCGCGCGCGGCGCGCACACGCUCGCGCUCGACGACCGGGGCCGCGUCUACAGCUGGGGCCGCGGCGACGAGGGCCAGCUCGGCCACGGCGCCUUCGAGGCCGUGCCCCACCCGCGGCGGAUUGCCCGAUUGCCGACGUCCGUCGUCGCCGUCGGCGCGGGCCGCACGCAUUCGCUCGCGUUGGACGCGGACGGCGCGGUCUACUCCUGGGGCUGCGGCGACGACGGCGCGCUGGGCCACGGCGACCGCCGGCGCCAGCUCGCGCCCAGGGCCGUCGAGUUCUUCAAGACGCGGCCCGCGGCGGCGGUCAGCUGCGGGUCGCGGCACAACGCCGUCGUGACGGCCGACGGCGCGCUCGUGACCUGGGGCUGGGCGGCCUACGGCCAGUGCGGCGCGUCCGCCGGCGGCGACGGCCUGCGGCCCGCGGAGGUCCCGCUGCCCGGCGACGGCGGCGCGGAGUGCGUCCUGGCGGCGUGCGGCUACCGCCACACGCUCUGCGCGACGCGGCACGCGUCCGGCGACGCGAUCUGGGCCUUCGGGUGGAACGCCUACGGCCAGUGCGGCGGGUCGACGUGCUCCGCGGCGGCGCCGCGCCGCGUCGGCGGGAAAUUUCUAGGAUCGCAGGAGGGGGGCGACGGCGCGGUCGUCGAGGCGCUGUCCGCGGGCGGCCGCCACUCCGUGUGCUGCGUGCGGCUCCCCGGCGGGGGCACGGCGACCUACGCCUGGGGCCGCGGCGACGACGGCCAGCUCGGGAGCGGGGAUCGGAGGGACCGGCGCGCGAACCCGCGCGUCGCGGCGACGGCCGCGCGCGUCAACUCCGUGGGGCAGCGGCCGCUGCGGGGCCUGGCGUGCGGCUGGGCGCACACGGUCUUCGUGGUCGACGCGCCGCCGUCGAGUCUGCUGGAGACGCCCCCCCGCGCGCUGCUGCCGCGGACGCCGCCGGCGCCCGGGCUCCGGGCGCCGCGCGCGGCGGCGUUCGCGCGCGUGGCCUUUAGCCGCGGCGACGUCGACGGCGUCUGCGGCCAGCUGUUGGGCACGGUGCUGUCCCUCGUCGUGAUCCAGAAGCGGACCGUCGCCGUGAGCGGCCUGUCGCCCGCGUUCGUGUCGGGCACGCUGCUGCCGGGCUGCGCGGUCGCGACGGCUGUCGGCAACGUCUUCUUCGCGCUCAUGGCGCUGGCCGUCGGGCCCAACGCGACGGCCCAGCCCCAGGGCGUGUCCGCCGUGCUGCUCGCCGUCAUCCUCUCCCAGGUCGUCGCGCCCGAGAAAGCGUCGCGCGGCGACGCGGUCUCUUCCUACGAGGCCGCGCUCUUCGUCGCGUCGCUCGUCGGGUUCCUCGAGCUGCUCAUGGCGCCCUUCGUGGCCCAACUGAAGGCCUCCGUGCCGUCGGCGGCGCUCCACGCGUCCGUCGCGGGCCAGGCGCUCGUCGGGCUCACGAUGGGCUUCGCGGGCGACGUCUUCGCGGCGCCCGCGGACGCGCUCGGGCCGCUGGUCGUGUGCUUCUGCUGCUACGGCGCCCAGGUGCGCCUCCCCUACAACGCGCCGGGCGGCGCCGGCGCCCUCGCGCUCGGCGCGCUGCUGGCGGCAGGGCAGGAAAAGAGAGCGAAAUUCCCAACUUCAAAGGCUCCGAUCUCGGCCGUUUUCCACUCGUUGGCGGCGCCGCUCGGCGCCGUCUUCGGCGGCGACGCCGGCGGCGGCCGCGCGGCGGGCCCCGUGCCCUGGGCGACGCUGGCCGUCGUGUCGCCGCCGUCGCUGGGCGGGUUGCCCCACCUGGCGCGGGCCUACGCGUCGAGGGAGUCGCUCAAGUACGCGCUGACGAACGUCUUCAACACGCUCGCGCAGGUCGAGGCCGCGAGGAACGUCGGCGACGCCUACUCGCCGACGCUCAGCGUCUGCUGCGACGCGCUGGCGACCGUGCUCGGCGCCGCGUGCGGCUGCCCGUUCCCGACCCAGGUCUUCGUGGGCCAGCCCGCGUUCAAGCAGAUGGGCGCGCGCCACGGCUACAUGCUCGGGUCGGGGUUCGUGGCGCUGGUCGUGGGCUGCUCGCCGCGGCUCAUGGUCUGGGUCACGGCGGCGUUCCCGCUGGCCGCCGGCGCCGGGUUUCUGUUCUGGAUCGGCCUCGCGGUGACGGCCUCCGCGUUCUCCCCGGCGUCGUCGGGCCUCCACAGCUCGCACUUCGCGUCCGCGGCGGCGACGGCCAUGGGCCUCGUGCCCGUCAUCGCCGCCUGGGGCACGCAGCUCGUGUCGUCGACGACGGCCGCCGCGGGCGCGGACGCGCGCCGGGUCUUCGGCGAUCUGCAACGGGCGGGCGUCGACGCGUCGGGGCUGGCCGCGCUGGCCCAGGGGUCCCUGCUCUCGUCCGUGUCGCUCGCGGCGACGCUGGCGUCCGUGCUGGACCGCCACUUCGGCGCCGCGGCGCUCUGGAGCUUACUGAACGCGGCGCUCGCGGGUCUCGGGUUCAUCCACGCGUACAGGAUCGACCACGCGGCCGUCGUCGCGGACGUCGGCGGCCUCGUCUUCCUGCGCAACUCCAAGGCGCUCCAGGCCGCCGUGGGCUACCUCCUCGCCGCGGCGAUCCUGCUCUGGUUCUCAGUGCGCGAGGACAUCGAGCUCCGGCCCGACGCGCUCCGCCGGCGCCUGCUCCGGGUCCGCGACUUCUGCCUACCGAGGCGGCGCCGGCACCGCGGCGCGGGCGACGAGCGGUCGCCCCUCGUCGCCCAGCUCCCGAAGCCGUCGGCCCAGUUCCUGCCCAUCCACGCCGCGCCGGAGCACGAAACCGCGCGCCCGCAAUCGCGCGACGCCGCCGCGUCGCUGUGAUCAUGCACACGUUGUUUUUAGUCGACGCCGUAGUCGCGGGCGCUGCGCCAGUAGGCGAGGACGUGGGCGAAGACGUCGUCGGGCACGCGCGGGUCGAGGAAGAGGCGCUGGUAGGUGCGGUCGGUCGACGGCGCCGCGCGGCCGCGGCCCCGGAGGCGCGGCAGGUCGCGGCGGAGCGCGAGCAGCGCCGCGCGCGGCGCGAAGGCGUAGGCCCGCCAGCCGCCGGCCGCGGCGACGGCGGCGAGGAGCGCCGCGGCGUCCGCGCUGGCGUAGCGCCGCGCGAUGCCCUCCGCGGUCUCGCCCUCGGAGCUUCGCGUCUCGGGCGCCGCGCCGUGCGUCAUGAGCAGCUCGCACAUCUUCGCGUCGUUCAGGCUCGCCGCGAGGUGCAGCGCCGUGAGCCCCACGGCCGUGCGGUCGCCGACGCGCGCGCCGGCCCCGAGCAGGAGCAGGGCCGCCUCGCGGCGCCGCCGCUUCGCCGCGCGGAUCAACGGCGUCUCCAAGAUCUGCGGCCGCCCGACGUGGACGUCCGCGCCGUGGCGGAGGAGCCAGCGCACGACCUUGCACCAGUUCCGCUCCGCGGCGUAGGACAGGCGCGUCUCGCCGUGCAGCACGAAGAUGUUGAAGACGCUGUGCUGGAGGGCGUCGAGGUCUUUGCCUUCGUGGUAGGAGCGCAUUGUCUCCUCUAAGAAGUCAGCUUCUCGCAGACGCUCCUCAACAUUCAACCAUCCAUCCAUGGCGUGACCAGUUCUACGCGUCGUCGAUCUUCUCCACGACGAACAUUGCGAUGCCUACUUGGCUGGCCGGGAGGACGAGGAGAGGGGAUGAGAGGCUCAGUUCUACGCGUCGUCCAUCUUCUCCACGACGAACAAUGCCAUGCCGACUUGG